This is a messenger RNA of Orussus abietinus, 3722 nucleotides long. RefSeq names its product integrator complex subunit 2 (gene IntS2). Bases 95 to 3436 code for a protein of 1113 amino acids. The transcript has 5 exons. Lineage: Eukaryota; Metazoa; Arthropoda; Insecta; Hymenoptera; Orussidae. The record is from RefSeq and is a predicted model, not a curated record. Gene Ontology annotation, cellular component: integrator complex. Gene Ontology annotation, biological process: snRNA 3'-end processing.
UUCUAUAGAAAAUGAGACUUAAACCAGCCGAGAUAAUUCUUGGGAAAAGAGUGUGGUUUUUCGCUUCUGACAAGCAGAAUUCCGUCAGUUUAAAAUGCAAAGUAAUACGGCGGUGUCGCCCAGAGUGUUCAUCGCGAUCCAGAAUGUUAAUAUCAGAGAAUUGUCUCUGUGCACACAAAAAGAGAUCCGUCCGAUAUUGCCUUGCUUGGUUAGGAUGAGCUUAAUUUCUCCUCUGGACAUAACAAAGGAUUGCGUGGAAGGCCGGAAAGAAAUUCUAACCAUAUUGUCAGGAAUUGAGUCCGUUAAUUCGAUCGUCGCGUUACUUUCUAUCGACUUCCACGCCUUAGAAACCGACGUCCGGAAGGAGCAGCAAUUAAGGCAGAAGUUAGGUAAUACACAAAGCGACAGCAUACUCGCACAGUCUUUGCAAAGCGGCCUGGCUCUGGAAUUCGAACGGAGUGAAUCGACUCGUCGCAUACGUUUGGUCUUGAGCGAAAUUCUUUUUAUCUCGUCUCAGAUUCAUGAGCUUCAAAAGAAUCAGGAGUUUCAGAUUAAGCAAUCCGAUCUCUUCGACAAUGCGGUAUACAUGGAAGAGAUCAGUUACGUGAUCUGCAUCGCGCUGGCAGAAUUACCAGCACUGUUGUCCAUAUUAGACAUUGCAGAAACUUUGCUGCACGUGAAACAUGGUCCAGAAAUUAUUUGUUGGAUCGUUGCCAAUAGUCCCGACAGUUUCGCUGAGGUUUGUACUCACCUCAUAUCGAAUGGCGAGAAGCAAGAAGAAUCGGCAUUAGGGAGGAUAAGAACCCAGGCAUUAACGUUGUUAUGUCAAAUGAAUCCUAGCCAAGCAUUGACAAUAAGAGCAAAGUGUGUGGAGCUUUGUCGAAUGCCUGCACUGGCUAUAACGUUAAGUCUGGAGAACGAAAGCGUGAACAGUUGUCGGCCGGAGAGUGACAUGGUGGCAUUCGUGUCCGGACUGUUACUAGGUAGCGAUCAGCAAGUGAGAACGUGGAUUGCCAUGUUCAUCAGAAAUGGGCAGAAGCGAAAGUGGGAGUCUCAUACAGCUCUACAAUCACUGAGAGAGGAACUUCUGAGAAGAUUGCAAGGAAUCGUGUCGUGCAGUCCUGACAGCCAGUUGGGCGAAUCCCACGUAGUUCAAGCCAGCGCUCUGCUGCGACUUUAUUGUGCUCUUCGAGGAAUAGGCGGCAUAAAAUUUCAGGAUGACGAAGUAUCGAUGAUAGUGCAACUAUUGACGUCUCAUCCACCUCCUUCUCCGGCUGGGGUACGAUUCGUUUCUUUGGGUCUCUGCAUGCUCAUCGCUUGCCCCUCUCUCAUUGGCCACCAUAAUUUAGAAAAACGAAGUAUAGAGUGGGUACAAUGGCUCGUCAGAGAAGAGGCUUACUUCGAAAGUGCCAGUGGUGUCUCCGCAAGCUUUGGAGAAAUGUUACUACUUAUGGCCAUUCAUUUCCACAGCAAUCAACUGUCUGCCAUCUGCGAACUCGUCUGUGCCACUCUGGGCAUGAAAAUUCCAAUAAGGCCAAAUAAUUUGACGCGCAUGAAGCAGAUCUUCAUGCAGGAGAUAUUCACAGAGCAAGUCGUCACCUCACACGCCGUCAAGGUUCCAGUGACAGCGAACUUGAAUGCCAAUAUACCUGGAUUUUUACCCGUGCAUUGUAUACAUCAAUUACUCAAAUCGAGAGCCUUUGCUAAGCACAGAGUACCGAUAAAAAAUUGGAUCUACAGACAGAUUUGUGAUAGCGUGCCACCGUUGCAUCCAGUCCUUCCAGCACUUGUGGAAGUCUAUGUUAAUUCCAUCUUGGUAUCUAGCAGCAAGACUUCGGACCACACAAAUAAGCCGAUAACAGAGGACGAAAUUCGAAGGGUGUUUCAAAACAGCGUCUUCGGGGCUAAUUUUGACAGGAAGAAGAGUGUAAUGAGUAUAGCAGAUGUCGAGUCAGACUGUGUCGAUGUUGACACUUCGGAGCCAUCCUUGACAUCCCAGUUAUUACUCCUGUACUAUCUUUUACUAUAUGAGGAUGUUAGAUUAUCCAACAUGUACAAUUACAUGUCGCAAGGCAGGAAAGUGAAGUCUUACUCCACGGAGUUUCUUUCCGAGCUGCCGAUUAAGUAUCUGUUACAACAAGUGCAGAGGGACCAAAUGAGCUAUGCAGGAUUAUUUUCUCCUCUCUUGAGGCUCUUAGCCACUCAUUUUCCUCACCUUUCAUUGGUCGACGACUGGCUUGACGACGAAAUGAUUAACAUCGAUGCCAUGACUGCUAAUUACGAAACGGUUGUUGUCAACGAUAUGUCCAUUAUUGAAGCGUUUGGUCAUGUCAAGACUUGCCCCUCCAGGACCGGUCGAAUGCUUAGACAAUUGAUGUCGAUGAAGACUACCGACAUCUGGCCACAUGCCGAAACAAUUAUUCACUUCUUCAAAGCCAUUCUUGAUGACAAAGUACCUCGAUACAUACAAGAACUUUACAAGCAAGUUUGGUUGCGAUUGAAUACCGUCUUGCCACGGUGUUUAUGGGUUAUGUCGAUAAAUGCCCUGUUAAUCGAAAAUUCAACAGUGAAGAACGUAUUCCUUACACAAGAGAACAUUGUUCUGGACCCGCUGCAGGUAUUGCGUUGUGACAUGAGGGUGUUUAGGUGUGCUCCAGUAUUAUCCGUCAUCUUGAGGAUUUUACAAGCCACGUUGGCAGCUUCUCGGUCCCAGUUGUCAAGGCACAUGCAGGACAGACCUUUGACAGAGAAGAUCGGUCAACUGACAAGCGAAGCCGAGAGAGAGGAUCUUCGCACAGCCCUCGUUGCUGGUCAAGAAAGUGCAGCGGUACAGAUUUUGCUCGAGACGUGUCUCGAAACACAAGAGGAUCGAGAGACUCCGGGGCAGAUGUGGUCCCUCAGGGAGAUCCGCAGUGUCGUUUGUUCAUAUUUACACCAGGUUUUCAUCGCAGAUCCCUCCCUGGCGAAAUUGGUGCACUUUCAGGGAUACCCAAGAGAAUUGCUCCCCAUAACUGUGUCUGGGAUUCCCUCGAUGCAUAUCUGCUUGGACUGGAUCCCAGAAUUGUUAUCUCAACCUGAACCUGAGAAGCAAGUCUUCGCUGUUGACUUGGCCUCUCAUCUUGCCGUUCAAUAUGCUCUUCCGAAAGCUUUGAGCGUUUCUCGCCUCGCUAUUAAUACCUUGGUCACUCUAUUGGGCGUGUUACCUGCGAAAGAUCGAGUAAUCCUGUUUAUGCCGGUACUUAGUGCUCUCACCAGGAUUUGUUUGGCAUUUCCACCUUUGGCCGAAGAUACCACAGGAUUGUUGAUGCAGCUCGGAAGAGUCAGUUCUGCUCAGGCAGCUUUAGGUGACAAAUCUGCAGAGAUUCUUCGUCAAGAAGUUAACGCGACGUUUUGCACUCUCCUGCAAAAGGCCAUCCUUCAGUCCAGGGUUUACUGAACUAAGAUUCCUAACCUAAAAAGUUGAACAUCGGAACGUACUUCAAUUUCAGUUUGUCAAGAUUACGAGCCAGAUUAAUUAACUCCCUGUACUAUAAAUCUUGUACAUACUUUAUUGUAAUGCAACGUAAAGUGCUUUUUUUCAGAAACAUCGACUCUAUUUGAGUCUAAAGAGUCGAGUCCACAUUUAACCUAUAUGUGAUCGUUUGUACAUAAGAAUUAUUUAUACCUCUUGUUUAUAAAGCCCGAAAUGAAUGAUUAAUAAGAAAACUGAGAUUUAUAGAGAA